Serendipita indica DSM 11827 is the source of this 729-nucleotide messenger RNA. The record is from the annotation of a GenBank genome assembly. NCBI's taxonomy places the organism in Eukaryota, Fungi, Basidiomycota, Agaricomycetes, Sebacinales, Serendipitaceae.
AUGGCAAAAAGUCAAAAAUCAAAAACGACCAAGGGCAAGAGUGCAGGGUCGAAAUCGUCGAAAAGAAGUAGCGAGUCAAGAAAAGAAAGAUCCAAGGCUGCGCUGGAAGCAGCAAAGAAGAGGCAUGCCGCAAAAAUCCGAAAGACAUACCAGGACGGCAUUGCACGCCUCCAGGCUGCAAUCAACCAGGACAUGACGGAAAGCAGGAAGAUCAAUGACAAGCUUGCGGAGCUUGCAGUUGACAGCAGCAAAAAAGCGCAUCAGCAAGCGGUCGAGGCGGCAGCGGAGAGGAAGGAGAUCCUCAGAAGACUCGAAAAGAAUAAGGAACUCGCCGAGAGCACCAAAGAGAAGAUAGAAUCAGCCGCGGCAGACAAGGCAUGCAAGGAGAUGGAGAAGAUGGAUGUCGACGAAGCCAGCAAGAACGAGACGACAAGCGAUGAGGACAGCAGUGAGUCCGGAAGUGAAUCGGACGGAUCCGAAUCGUCUGGUAGUGAAUCUUCGUCCGCAUCAGAGUCAUCGCCAUUGUCUGCAACAGGGGCAAAAAAGCGGAAGAAAAAAGGGAAGGGCGAGAAGAAGAACAAGAAGAAGCAAGGCGAGAAAGGAAAGAUCAAACUCAUCAGGAAGCACGGACGCGAGCGAAAGGGAGCGAGGCAGAGGGUCAGAUGGCUCGGAGGCCCGGCAGAGCCAAGACAAGCGAUCGAGCGAUCAGAACCGGGUUGGACAGUAUAG